Molecule: messenger RNA, 2186 nt
Organism: Lotus japonicus
Lineage: Eukaryota; Viridiplantae; Streptophyta; Magnoliopsida; Fabales; Fabaceae
Exons: 3
Coding region: 273-1850 (525 amino acids)
Biological process (GO): mRNA pseudouridine synthesis; tRNA pseudouridine synthesis
Cellular component (GO): nucleus
Molecular function (GO): pseudouridine synthase activity; RNA binding
Source: RefSeq, a predicted model, not a curated record
AGAGAACUCACUGGUUAAACGAGGGUUUAACGUUGUUCGUGUUUCUUUCUCUCGAAGCACGGUUUCAUUUUGCAGUUCCACCACCUCCACUCCACCACCAGAAACCGUUCUCUCACUUUUCUACCCUCUGCUCUGGUUUAUGCAUCGUGCUGAUGUAUUUGGUUUCGCCAUAGUUGUUCCCUGGCCUGGUCCUUUUUCCAGGUUUUUGGGCAUUCUGGGUUUUGAAUUGCUUUCUACGGUUUUUCCAGCAAUAUUCUUAUCACUUCUAAAAAAUGGAAAGUUCAGAUGCAACACUGACUAGUUCAUCCCUGCCACCACCACCUCCAUUAGCUGCAGAAGAUCCAGAGCCCAAGAAGCUGAAGAUGUCUACGGCUACUUCCGAUGAUGAAGAAUGCACAACUGCCACAGGCACCAAGAUAAGACCCAAGCGUCGCAAGAUAGCUAUUUUCUUUGCUUACUGUGGUGUUGGCUAUCAGGGUAUGCAGAAAAACCCCGGUGCAAAGACCAUUGAAGGUGACCUAGAAGAAGCUUUAUAUGCGUCUGGAGCUGUCCCUGACAAUGAUCGUGGAUAUCCUAAACGGUAUGACUUUGCUCGCUCAGCUAGAACUGAUAAAGGGGUUAGUGCUGUUGGUCAGGUUGUCUCCGGCCGGUUCUAUAUUGAUCCACCUGGCCUUGUUGACCGCCUUAAUUUAAAUCUCCCCCCUCAGAUCCGGAUCUUCGGUUUCAAGCGUGUGACAGCUUCCUAUAGUGCCAAGAAGUUCUGUGACAGGAGGAGGUAUGUCUAUCUCAUCCCUGUGUUUGCCCUUGAUCCAUGUUGUCAUCGUGAUAGAGAGACUGUCCUGGCUAGUUUGGGGUCUGAAAAUGAACUUGUUAAGUGUUUGCCGUGUUCUGAGAGAGGCCGGAAGGUGAUAGGGUUAGUUGGUAAUGGUAAACAUAAUCUGGAACUUGAAGGUGUGGAUGUUGGGGCUGGUCUCUCGUCAAACAGAAAUGACACGCUUACCUCUGGAGUUACAGAGGAUGCGGCGGAUCCUUUAAGCAAAGGUCAUAAUCAGUUAAAUGAGGAAUUGAGUAAUGAUAAUGAGGGUAAGGUUUCAGCGGAUGACAUGAAAACAAAAACUGAUCUUGAGGCUGUAGUUUCUGGUCAGGAUGAGGGUACUCCAUUGAGUGGUGGAUCUGUGAAUAAUUCAGGAAUUAUUGAGGAAGAAAAAAUGAAUGGAGAGGAUGAGCCUAACCAAGGAAGUAGAUUCUGUUAUGGCGAGAAGGAGAGGGAGAGAUUUAACAAGAUUUUGAAGUACUAUGUUGGGACUCAUAACUUCCAUAACUUCACCACCAGAAUAAAACCUGAGGAUCCUGCUGCACAACGCUUCAUUAUCUCGUUUGACGCAAACACCACUGUUGCAAUUGAGGGCAUGGAAUUUGUGAAGUGUGAGGUUGUUGGGCAGAGCUUCAUGCUUCAUCAGAUCCGGAAGAUGAUGGGGCUUGCAGUGGCAAUCAUGAGAGAUUGUGCACCAGAGUCACUUAUCGAUAAAGCUUUGCAGAAGGAUGUUAGCAUCAUAGUGCCUACUGCCCCUGAAGUUGGAUUGUAUCUAGAUGAGUGCUUUUUUACUUCUUAUAACGACAAAUGGAAAGAUACCCAUGAAGAGGUGUCAAUGAAAGCGUAUGAGAAAGAAGCUGAAGACUUCAAAAUGAAAUACAUAUAUUCUCACAUUGCUUCCACAGAACGAAAGGAAGGAACUGUCGGUCUUUGGUUGCAUUCUUUGAACCAUAGAAAUUAUCCAGAUCUGCGUAUCCUUGAUGAGGAAGGCAUCACCGAUAACAAGAGAUCUGAAACUGAAAUUGUGACUGAGUGAAAAUUUUCCUACCAUUGAGUGUAGAACUAUUUCUUUUUGAUUGAUUUAUGGCUUUAUGCUACAAACUUUGACUACUACAAACUCAUUAUAUCUACAAUAUACACAAGCGGUGUCUGUUUGUGUUCAUUACAUGGUAAGAGAGGAAAAGGAAAUGAAAGAGUAUUUUUGUUAUACUCAUUUUCAUUCAAUAUGAUUUUUCUCGAGGUUGAAACAUAAAUGACUGAUGGUCAUUCACAUGUGCUGCAGAUUCCUUUGUGAAUCAAUCACCUGAUGAUAUGUAUUUUUUUUGCAACUUCAGAUAUAUUUUAGUUGAUAUGACUCGUGAAUUUUGCCCCA